Molecule: messenger RNA, 3029 nt
Organism: Cercospora beticola
Lineage: Eukaryota; Fungi; Ascomycota; Dothideomycetes; Mycosphaerellales; Mycosphaerellaceae
Gene: EXO70
Product: GTP-Rho binding exocyst subunit EXO70
Biological process (GO): exocytosis
Cellular component (GO): exocyst
Molecular function (GO): phosphatidylinositol-4,5-bisphosphate binding
Source: RefSeq, a predicted model, not a curated record
UUGAUCGAGGGCAACAAGCAAUGUCUCCGCUUUCUGUUCUCGGCAGCUACCGCGCGCGUGUCGCAGGCAGGAGCUCCGCAGCCGCAGCUCCACGAGUCCACGACACGAUGCGUGCUGCUCGGUCCGUCUCGACAUCUCACUGCUAGCGCAUAUCCCGAGCAGUGAGCUCGCUCGACAUCACAGGCAGCACGACUACGAAAUCCACCACACGACCUGCAUGUCCUCGAGACCGCAUGGCUGGCUGCCUCUGAGGAUCCGGUGAACGUUGGAGGAAAGUGGCAGGGACCGCCAGAAGGCCAUCAUCGGCAAGAUGGUUGCUCAGCGCCAUGCAGCCUUCGCCGAGGAGUCGGCGGAGGUCGAAGUGCUCUAUGCGAGCCUGGACAAGAUGAAGAGCGUGUCGAAGAAGAUUCAGGGCUCCAUGUCGCGCCUCAAUGACACCGGCAGGACCGUGCAGGAUGCGAUCGGGCCCAUAUAUGGCAACACCCAGAGGCUACAGACGCAAAAUGUCAACGUAGACCGGAUACUCCAAGCCAUUGAGAAGGUCAAGCAACCUUUGGACAUGCGCAAUAAGGAGGAGCGCAUUUUGCGGAGUCGGCCAGACAAAGUAGGCUUGACGGAGUACAUCGCGAGUAUGGACCGGACGAACCAGGCCCUGAGGGAACUCAAGACUACGAAUCUGCGAUCAAAUCAAAUGGCCAUUUCAGAAUUGAGCUCGCUGUUGGCGACGGGUGCUAGCAACCUUGAGAAUGUAUUCAGAGAUAUGCUGCGACAAGACUCACAGCCCAUUGAGCCGUUAAAACAGAUUACCACUUCGCAGGACUUUCCUCGCAUAUCUUCAAACAAAUCGGGUCAGCUGCGGACGAUCAACACCAACAUCUCCAAUUACCACUCUCAGGUGGCACCUCCGAGCGAGCUGACACACUCCGGCAAAGUUUAUGCCCACGAGCGUGGGCAAUACAUUGCGUUGUCUCUCCAGAACCUUGCCUCAGCCACACUUUCUACAGCGAAGAAGUCACAGGCAGAUGCGAUAUAUCGACCGGGGACCUGUGCGAUCACGACUUAUGCAACUGGCUUGCAAGGCAUGAUCGUUGCCGAGUACGACAGCAUAUGUCCUGUUUUCCAAAGGGAAGAGUGGGGCGCAGUCCUUCGAGCUACGUUACAAGAAGCAAUGAAGACCUUUACUGGCACGUUACGUGAUCUUGAUUCGCACAUUCGUUCACACAUGAUGACGGACUGCUACCUCGGCUACGAGAUCAUUGACGUGGUCACAAAGAUGGGUCUCGCCAUCGAGCAGCACACGAGUGAGCUUAAACAAGUCGUCUAUGAUGCGCUCAAACCAGUCAGAGAGACUUCUAAGUCAUCUCUGUCGACGUUGCUGAACGACGUCCGGGUCAAGGUCAGCCAAAUGUUGCAGAUUUCCGCGGAUGGCGCCGCACUACCCAUCUCAACCGAAGUCAUGACCCGACUGCAGACGAUGGCUGCUUACCUUGUGCCUCUUGCAAGCAUCAUGCGUAGCUUGGGGGACGGUGGAUGGAAUCAGCCCGGUAAUCCCGGCAAUUCUGCAUCCUCUGUGCCCACCAUGAAAUCUUUUGACGUUGGGGCAGAUGGAAAGCAACUUUUUGCCCAUUAUGCCACAGACACAAUCGAGACAUUGAUCUCAUCACUGGACGCCAAAGCUCGUGGCCUACAGAAAGGCAAAAGUCUGCUCGGUGUAUUCCUUGCCAACAAUAUCGCAGUUGUCGAAAGAAUGAUCAGGGCAUCUGAAUUGGCCACAUUGCUCGGAAGCGCUCAGCCGAAGGUUGACGCAUGGAAGAAGAAGUCCACGCAAAUGUACCUCGAUGCAUGGAAAGAGCCCUCGGCACACCUGCUGGACGUGCAAUAUACCUCAAAACAGCCACGUCCACCUUCGACUGGCCAUGCUGUCGACAGCUCGGCAAUCUUGAAGUCGCUAUCAAGCAAGGACAAGGAUGCGAUCAAGGAAAAGUUCAAGAACUUCAAUGCAUCCUUUGACGAGCUCGUUGCAAGACACAAAACGUUCAAGAUGGAGCCUGAGGUGCGGCGGCAGCUGGGGCGCGAUGCUCAGAUGUUCAUCGAGCCACUCUACGCCCGUUUCUGGGACAGAUACCAUGAAGUCGACAAGGGCAAAGGCAAAUAUGUGAAAUUUGACAAGAGUCAAUUGAGCGCUAUCCUGGCUGGACUAAGUUAACGCUUCAUGGACCGAGGAAUGGCUGGGAAUACCGAACAUGAUAACCACUCCAACCCAAGAUCACGCCCGUGUGUGGUUGCAUGUGGCACCUUGCACGCCGAUUGGUGCAUGAGCACAGUUGUCCAGGGCUACAUGGCUCGACUGCUGAGAGGGCCAGGGCACGACAAUUUCAUUCCUAGAAUUUCAAAGGGGACAUAGCCGGCUUGACUGGAUCUGCUACCAACAGCGCAGCAUCAAUGGGGCGAAGCAGCUUGCGAAUGUGCUGCGAAGCAUGGACCGGGGCCGCAUCGGACGAAAGAGGUGGUCAACGAUUGGGCGCCGCGCGAGCAGAUACUGAGUAGAUGAGAGUUGAGACCAGGGCCGCAGACACAGAGCCGGACAUGCUUAUGAGCUUACUACAGAUGAUGAAGAGACAUCCACUCUCAGACGCAGAUACCCUUGGCAAGAAUACUGCAGCCACCGGGAAGGCAACUAUGGCGCUCAACAAGCACUCGGCCACGGCGUAGUCGUCGCGGUCGCCACAGCGAUCGGACGAAGCAAUCCGACUUGGAUCGAUCCAAAUGGCGCUCGGGGCAGAGUUGCGUAUGCAGACGGGAUCGUUGUGACAGAGAAGCCGAAAUCAAGCUCACCAACGGAUCAACGCAACAGCGGCUUGUACACAUUUCCGGAUGCCUAUCGGUCGGUAUGCUGGGUUGACUCGUGCGUGUGAUAUCGCUUUCAACGUCAUUGAGCAACUGGGACAACGAUAGUAUGGAUGUAUGAAGAUUGUAUAGUAGGAUCUAGCAAGAUUGAAAGGGAAUAAUGCAGAGUGACGAUCCCGUGG